Molecule: messenger RNA, 213 nt
Organism: Ilex paraguariensis (yerba mate)
Lineage: Eukaryota; Viridiplantae; Streptophyta; Magnoliopsida; Aquifoliales; Aquifoliaceae
Source: the annotation of a GenBank genome assembly
GUGUGGAGGACUUUUCAAAAUCUCCAUGGAAAAAAUUUUCACCCUGUACAAGAGGAAUUGAUUUUCCACCAAUCCAAUGUUGCCAUGUUCUGUUUGGGCACCCACCAAACCUCAAUAAUUCCUGGUGUCUUGUCGAGCCAAGCAAAGAUAUUGAUUGACUUGGUGAAGGACCACAUAAGGGGAAUGAGUAAACUUUUCAAUCUCCAAGUAUAA